AACACAUGCCAAUUGCUAUUGGGCCACGCCAUGAGCUACACAGGGUGGCAUGUUGAAAACUUUAAUUUGCCGUCCAUCAAUUACCAUCACAGUGGAAAACCGAAGUACUGGGUGGUGGUUGCCGAGAAAUACGACGUACUGCUCAAGGAAUUCUUCCGUAAAAACAUUCCUAGUUUUUACGAAGAAUGCCGAUCUGCAGAACUGCACAAAUUAUUUUUAGUUAUGCCACAACUCUUUAAGGCAAACGAUCCGCCGAUCCCCUUUCACUGCUUCAAGCAGUGUAAGGGGGAUUACAUCAUCACUUUCCCAGGCGCCUUCCAUUUUGUGGUGAAUUCCGGCUUGAACGUGGCUCAAGCGACAAACUUUGUUUUUCCCGAGUGGCUGCCCUUUGCCAAAGCUCGGGAAGGGGUUGUGGCCGAUCCCUACAUGCGUCCUCUCAUGUACGCCUACCAUUAA
This is a messenger RNA of Daphnia magna, 456 nucleotides long. RefSeq names its product lysine-specific demethylase 4E-like. Gene Ontology annotation, biological process: chromatin remodeling. The record is from RefSeq and is a predicted model, not a curated record. Lineage: Eukaryota; Metazoa; Arthropoda; Branchiopoda; Diplostraca; Daphniidae. The transcript has 4 exons. Gene Ontology annotation, cellular component: nucleus. Bases 31 to 456 code for a protein of 141 amino acids. Gene Ontology annotation, molecular function: histone H3K9 demethylase activity; histone H3K36 demethylase activity.